GGAAAUCUCGGAAGGCCGGCGUUGGCACUGGUUUUCAACGGCAAGGGGGGUUUUAGCGGCAGGAAGUGGAUAAUAAAGAGUCCUUAAACCCUGCGGAGAGGAGAAAUGGAUAUGGCUGCUUCACCACUCUCCCUCAAGCCCUUCGUUUCUUCCCAUUCCAUUUGCUUCAGCCCGACGAAACUGCAGGGUUAUCCUCCCAAUGGUGUUAAAAUCCACAAGAGGUUGGAAGUGGUGGCUAAGGGUAUGUUGCCACCAAGGAAGUUUAUGCAGAAGAGGAGGAAAGUGGAGGUGUUCAAGGAUUCUGCUGAUGAAGCGGAUCAGAAGAACUGGCGGAAACUGAUGAAGCAAAUUGAGGAUACAGGGUCGGCUGUUUCAGUGCUCAGAAGCGAGAGGAUUCAGAAUCAGGAGAUUCCACGGGACCUGGUUUUGGGUACUGUAAUGAGAUUUAAGCAGCUGAGGAAAUGGAACCUCGUUAUUGAGAUUCUGGAAUGGCUUAGGUCACAGCUAUGGUGGGAUUUCGGCGAAAGAGAUUUCAUUCUGCUGAUUAUAGCUUAUGGGAAACAAGGAGACUGCAACAGAGCUGAGAAAGUUCUAUCCUUCAUGAAUAAGAAAGGGUAUCAACCAAAUGUUGUAUCCCACACCGCACUUAUGGAGGCAUACGGGAAAGGUGGUCGGCUAAAGAAUGCUGAAGCCAUAUUUCGAAGGAUGCAGUCUUUAGGUCCUGAACCUUCUGCUUUGACAUAUCAAAUAAUCCUCAAGACAUUUGUUGAGGGAAACAAGUUCAAAGAAGCUGAAGAAGUUUUCCAGAGUCUCUUGGAUGCGGAAAAGCCACCAUUGAAACCAGACCAGAAAAUGUUUCACAUGAUGAUUUACAUGUAUAAGAAGUCUGGAAACUAUGAACAGGCUCGUAAGCUCUUUGGAAUUAUGGCGGAGCGUGGAAUUCCUCAGUCAACUAUCACUUACAAUAGUCUGAUGUCAUUUGAAACUAAUUACAAGGAGGUCUCCAAAAUCUAUGAUCAGAUGCAAAGGUCUGGACAUCAACCUGAUGUUGUGAGCUAUGCAUUACUCAUCAAUGCUUAUGGGAAAGCUCGAAGAGAAGAUGAAGCUCUCGCUGUUUUUGAGGACAUGAUGGAUGCUGGUGUCAGGCCAACGCACAAAGCUUAUAACAUUUUGCUUGAUGCAUUUGCUAUCUCUGGAAUGGUAGAGCAGGCUCGGACAGUGUUCAAGAGCAUGAGAAGGGACAGGAUCACUCCAGAUCUCUGCUCUUACACAACAAUGUUAUCAGCAUAUGUCAAUGCUUCCGAUAUGGAUGGUGCCGAGAAGUUUUUCAAGAGAAUCAAAUACGAUGGACUGAAACCUAAUGUAGUCACCUACGGGACGCUGAUCAAAGGGUAUGCUAAGGUAAACGAUCUCGACAAAAUGAUGGAGAGAUUCGAAGAAAUGCAGUCGGAUGGAGGUAUCAGACCAAAUCAGACCAUCUUCACUACUGUAAUGGAUGCUCAUGGCAAGAACAAGGAUUUCGCCAGUGCUGUUUCUUGGUACAAAGAGAUGGAGUCACGAGGGCUCCGCCCUGAUCAGAAGGCAAAGAACAUUCUUCUGUCUCUGUGCAAAACGGAAGAUGACCAAAAGGAAGCUGCUGCAGUUACAGGGAUUGCUGAGAGCGCUGUAACUUCUCAGGCCAUUAACGGAUCACCUAGGUUUGCAGAUGAUUCUGAUGACGAGGACGACGAUGAUGAUGAAUAUGAUGAAGACGGGGAGGAUGACUAUGAUGACUUCGAUGGUGAGCCAAAUUUGGGCGAUGAGCAGGAAGGACUUAUACUUUCUGGUAAAGAUGUUGGGCUAAAUGUGGAUGGCCUGCAUAAUCUGACUGUUCUUGAUUUGUAAAUUCAUGGUUAGGAUUUUUGGUUAAAGUUAAGUUAUGUAUUUCCCUCCAAAAAGGAAGAGAGUAAAGAGUGAACGUGUUUAGCUUUUCAAACAUGUAUUACCAUUGUGCUGUACAAAUUUUGCAUAGAGCUCUGAAAUUCCACCUUGUUUAUCCGGUUGUGAUAUAAUGAUGCAAAGAUUCGGGGUAAAUAAAGCCACCAUUGAUCC
This is a messenger RNA of Linum tenue, 2091 nucleotides long. NCBI's taxonomy places the organism in Eukaryota, Viridiplantae, Streptophyta, Magnoliopsida, Malpighiales, Linaceae. The record is from the annotation of a GenBank genome assembly.